Chenopodium quinoa (quinoa) is the source of this 2879-nucleotide messenger RNA. RefSeq names its product probable inactive receptor kinase At2g26730. Bases 345 to 2366 code for a protein of 673 amino acids. Gene Ontology annotation, molecular function: ATP binding; protein binding; protein kinase activity. The transcript has 2 exons. Gene Ontology annotation, biological process: protein phosphorylation. Lineage: Eukaryota; Viridiplantae; Streptophyta; Magnoliopsida; Caryophyllales; Amaranthaceae. The record is from RefSeq and is a predicted model, not a curated record.
AUAAAAUAUACAUACAACUAUACAAGUAGGUAAUACUAGUAUCCAAUAAUUGUGUGAAGUUUCUUAUUUUGAAAAUUUAGAAACCUAAUUUAAUAAACCAAAAACACAUUUGAGAACACCACUAUAACCUCAGUUGAUAACCAGCAAAGCAGAAAGAUGGACCUUAAUCCUUUAUUCUUCUCGUGAUACACUCUUCUUUUACUUUCUCUCACCUCACUUUUCACUCAUUUUCUCUCACAUGGGUUUGUGUUUUGUUCUUCAUCGGAGCAAACCCAAACAACCAAUCACCUGAAACCAACCAUUAACAACCAUUUCUCUCUCUCCUCUCCUCAAAUCCCACCAAAAUGAGGCUGAGCUUGUCACCAAUGCUGAUACUACCAGUAUUACUGUUAAUCUUCUCGAUUGAACGAUCCGAUUCCGAGCCAACCCAGGACAAGCAAGCUCUCCAAGCAUUCUUCUCUAAGGUACCUCACGCUUCGCGGGUUGAUUGGAACUCAUCUGACUCGGUCUGUAACUGGGUUGGUGUUCAGUGUAAUCCGGCUAAAACCCAUGUUCACUCGCUCCGUCUUCCGGCCGCCGGAUUAGUGGGUCCAAUUCCCGAGAACACCAUCGGACGGUUGUCUGAGCUUCGUGUUCUCAGCAUUCACAACAAUCGUCUUACCGGAAAUCUUCCCUCCGAUUUCUCUAACCUUACUUUUCUUCGCGCGCUUUAUGUCGGAAGAAAUCAAUUUUCCGGCGAGUUUCCGGCGAGUUUGACUCAGUUGAAUCGGUUGACUCGUCUUGACUUGUCUAGCAAUAAUUUCUCCGGUUCAAUCCCGUUUUCUAUCAACAAUCUUACUUCCUUAAAUGGGUUGUUUUUGGAGAAUAACAAUUUUUCUGGUCAAAUUCCGAGUAUUAAUGCUAAAUUGAUCGAUUUCAAUGUUUCGAACAAUAAUUUAAAUGGGUCUAUUCCAAAGAGUCUCUCGAAGUUUCCAGAAGCUUCGUUUUCCGGGAAUUUACAGCUUUGUGGUGGCCCACUUCAGCCGUGUAACUCGUCGUUCUUCCCGUCGCCGUCACCGUCGCCGGAAGCGGUGGUGCCGUCAACUCCUGCGGAAGUUGGUGGUAAGAAGAAGUUAUCAAAGGGAGCAAUAAUUGGUAUUGCAGUGGCAGCUGCAGUAGCUUUUCUGUUACUAUUGUUGUGUCUUGUUUUCUGUUGUUUGAGGAGGAGGAAGAGUGGGUCCUCCAAGGCUGCUGCACUAAAAGGGCCCGCCGCGGGAGUCGCGGGGGCCAGGGCGGUGGGGAUUGGAGGAGGAGGAGGCGGGGCCGGGGAGGCUGGGACGUCGUCCUCCAAGGACGACCUCACCAGCGGCACCGGCCCCGAGGGCGGGGAGAGAAACAGGCUAGUGUUCGUCAACGGCGGCGCCUACAGCUUCGAUCUCGAGGAUCUGCUGCGGGCGUCUGCCGAGGUUCUCGGAAAAGGCAGUGUCGGGACGAGCUACAAGGCGGUGCUGGAAGAAGGGACGACGGUUGUCGUAAAGAGGCUGAAGGAUGUGGUGGCCGGAAAGAAGGAAUUCGAGACACAAAUGGAGGCAUUAGGAAAGUGUAAGCAUGAAAAUGUGGUGCCACUAAGAGCAUUCUACUUCUCUAAAGAUGAGAAGUUGCUAGUGUAUGAUUACAUGGCCGCCGGUAGCUUGUCUGCUCUGUUGCACGGUAGCAGAGGUGCAGGCCGCACAUCACUAGACUGGGAUAACCGAAUGAAGAUAGCCCUUGGCACUGCUCGAGGUCUUGCUUACCUUCACGUAACAAACAACCUCGUUCAUGGUAAUAUUAAAUCAUCCAACGUCCUAUUGCACCCCAACAAUGACCCUGCUGUAUCGGAUUAUGGCCUCUCUAAUAUCUUCUCCACCAAUACUUCCUCCACCAAUAAUCGCAUUGCUGGAUACCGAGCUCCAGAAGUUGUAGAAACUCGAAAACCAACAUACAAAUCCGAUGUGUACAGCUAUGGUGUCCUCCUUUUGGAACUUCUUACAGGGAAAUCCCCAAACCAAGCUUCAUUAGGAGACGAUGGGAUUGAUCUUCCUAGGUGGGUACAGUCAGUUGUCCGUGAAGAAUGGACAGCCGAGGUCUUUGAUGUUGAGCUUAUGAGAUAUCACAAUAUUGAAGAGGAAAUGGUACAACUCUUGCAAAUAGCAAUGGCAUGUGUGUCAACCGUGCCUGAUCAACGACCCUCAAUGCCCGAGGCUCUCCGGAUGAUUGAAGAUAUGAACCGGAGUGAAAGUAACACUGAUGAUGGUAUCCGACAGUCCUCAGAUGACCCUUCUAAAGGAUCUGAUGGGCAUACCCCUCCUAUGGAGUCUCGGACACCCCCUUCUUCUGUUACUCCUUGAGCAAAUAAAAGGCACAAAAUUUCAUCUCAUUGAUCAAUUAUUUUACAGAAAUUCCAACAAAAAUUGCGCACAACGCGUAAUUAAGUGUAUAAAUCACGCAGAAAAUUGUGGAGAUGAGGCUAGAUUGAGGGAAACAGACCAUUUAGGUUUUUUUUUUUUUUUUUUUUUUUUAAAUUUUUUUUAUUAAAUAUAUUUUUGAGAGGUUUUUUUUUUUUAAUUCUCCUAAGAGAUUGGGGUCACUAUUACAUGUGUGAAAUGGUUUUUGAGAGAGACAAGAAAAUGGUGGGAUUUUAUGGUUUGUUUUUAUGUAAAGGGUAAAAGGGGUUUGGGAUUCCAUAAACUUAUUGGAAUUUGGCUUUUGACCAUUUUAUUAUAAGUUGGUGGAUGUACUCUGAUUGGGAGGGAUAUCAUUUUCUCUUUUUUUUUUUUGGUUAAUUUUUCAACUUUGUUUAUUUAAUUCUUUUUUCAAUUAAAUAGCACUAUUAUCCUCAGAAUAUUUGUCUUUGAUCUAUA